CUGGACCUGCACUGACUCAAGGUUGCUAUGGCCAUGUCUAUGUUGCUGCUUGGUUUUGCACAUGUUAUUCUAGUUGUUCUACUUAUCCAUGUAGGUGGAUGUUUGCUGGUGGAACCACUCAUCUGUGACUCAAGUUGUUCUGGAAUUCCAACUGCUGAUUUCUCCAGUGAGACAGGUGUGAGAUACACUUACAGGUACAGUACAGCUAUCACCACCACCCUUCAUGGCUCAAACAUUGGCAGGGAUGGACUGACUCUGGACUGCCUGGUGGAUAUUGAAGUGAUCUCCAAGUGUCACCUAAUGAUGCAGAUCAGGAAUUCACAGAUAAAGCAUCUGUCACCUCAGAGGGAACACUCUGUCCUGCAUUUAAAACGUUUGAGGGAGUCACUGGAGAGAACAAGCCUCAAGUUCUCCCUCCAGGGGGGAAAGGUCACAGCCCUCUGUCUCCAGGAGGGGGAGCAGGUGUGGGCUCUCAACAUUAAAAGGGGCCUACUGAGCAUGCUCCAGACCUCCACCAUAGUCACCAAAUUAAAAGAAGAAACAGAGACUGAUGUUCAUGGAACAUGCACCAGCAGAUAUGAGAGGCGAGGACCUACACUGCUGAAGAGCAGACGUCUUAAACAGUGCCAACAAUCCAGGUUGGCUAAUUUCUGGCCUCAUUCAGUUGCUCUAACUGAAGACACUAUGCUGCAGAUGGAACUACACUGUGUUCAGCGCCCUGGGAAGACAAUGAUAGAAGAAGUUAAUUGUACCGAGGUUGUAUCAUUGGCGACUUCUGUGAGGACUUCAGAACCUGUGAAGACCAAGAGUGUGUCAAUGCUGCUCCUGCUCAAAGCCCAGUCAGUAACGUCUUUAGGAGCAGAGUCCCUGAGUCCUGGUGUGCUCACUGACCUGCAGUUUGAGGAUGAUAGGACUUCAAGGCUGCGGAAAACCAGGCCGACAACUCCACAGAAAGUUGGCCAGACUGUCACGUUGUUAUGCAGCGUUGCCUCAGAUCCACAGCUGGUUUCUCAAGAGUUCCUGCAGCUGGUGUUCCAGCUUAAAGAUAUGACUCUCCCUCAACUGAAGACACUUUGGCAAGAAGCGUCUUAUAAGUGCAAAAAUGACUGGCAGCCACUACUCGAUGCAUUACCAGCAUGUGGAUCUGAAAACUGUAUUUUACUGCUGACUGACCUGAUCAUGAAUAAUGAACUGGAGGAGGGGCAGGUUAACUCUUUCCUUACUGCAAUGGCCUUCAUCCCACAACCAUCACCUCAGAUCAUUGGAUCCAUCAAUGGUUUAUUGGGGAGCCCACAGUUCCGGGCCAAGGCAAUGCUGGCUGGAUCAUCUCUGAUAUAUCAGUUGUGCCAAAGGUUUCACACUUCCUGUGGUGAAACACCUCAGGUACAGUCUUUCAUGCGGACGCUGCAGGAAACCCUGAGUGAAGGCUGUGAGGAAAAGGAACCCUAUCAAGUCAGAGAGCUUUUCUAUGCACUGAAAUCCGUUGGAAACAGUGGUUUGUCUGCAGCUGCCCUUAUUCCUCUGUUGAAUCGCUGCAUGCUGGGCCACAAAGCUGAGCUGCAGCUCCGACUCGCUGCCACCCAAGCUUUCAGACGCUUUCCCUGCUCAGCUGAUCGGUCUGUGCUGUUGCAGCUGUACAGAUCUUCCCAGGAGGAUCCUGAGGUCAGGAUCGCUGCAUACCAGCAGCUCAUUCUCUGCCCUGACCAGAAAGUGUUUGAAGUGGUGAAGAUGACGCUGAGGAACGAGACAUCCAGCCAAGUGGGCUCAUUUGUUUGGAGUCAUCUCACCGGCAUCCUGCGGAGUGAGGACCCCAUGAAGCAGACCUUAAUUGAAUUACUGCCUGAUGACAUUAUAAGCAGAGAUUUUGAAGCUGAGUUUUGGAAAUAUUCCUCCUAUUCAGAUCAUACCUUUGUUUCAGGCUUUGGAAUAAAAAACGUAGAAACAUCCAUGAUAUUCUCUCCAAAGUCCUUUCUGCCCAGAUCUGUCUCGGCCAAUUUGACAAUCUAUUUACACGGAAGAGCACACAACCUUCUGGAGAUCAAUCUACACAUGGAAAACUUUGAGCCACUUUUGAGGAGUGCUUUUGGUCACAAGAGAGACAGUGAACCGGAUGGUAAAAACACAAAACAAGAGACGGGAAGGAGUAGAAGAAGAGCAGACGAGGGAAACAGAAGAGAGAAAGAAACGUGUUUGUCCAAGACCGACAGUUUCCUGAACCAGGCCAGGAGCAUGUUGUUUGGAAGAAGGAAAGCAGAUGAGGAAAGGCCAAGGUGUUGGGUGGGUCUAAAGAUCUUUGGCAAUGAGCUCAGUGUGUUCACAUGUGACGACAUCUACGACCAGGUCCACCGGAUGUCCCUCAACAUGGCUGGGCUGGCUGUGAAACUGCUCAAGGGUCAUGAGGUUCAGCUGAGCCACACGGGGGUGCUGAUGACUGAGGAGCUGGUUCUGCCCUCUCUGUCUGGUGUCCCCAUCAAACUGGACGUCAAUAUGACCUCUCUUCUUUCACUGCACCUGAAAGGCAGCUUUAACUACAGGGAUAGUUCUCACUUCUCCCUGAACGGAUAUAUCCGCCCCAAUGCUUAUGUGGACUUGUCAGCCAGGAUGGGGAUUAAUGGUGUUUUGGGUCAGGCUGCGGUUGAAUGGCUUGCUGAGCUCAAGAGCUCCCCCAGUCUGGAUGGGAGCUUCCAGCUGCAAGAGGGGCGGGACAUCCGGGUCACUCUGAACACACCACAGGACAUAUUAGACAUCAUCUCUCUCAGCUCCAGAGUAUUUCAGCUCAGCGGAGGCCACAAAGAGGAGAUUAAGGGACCAAAGAGUCAGAUCCACAAGACCGCCUGCACACCAAAAAGCUGGUCUAAAAUGAUUGGCUGGCAGCUGUGCUCCAAUGUCUCCUACCCAUCACUUGCCUCUGGCAUUACCUUCCCCCCUACUGGACCGGUCCAUCUCUCACUCAGGCUGCUGAAGCUGGACAAGGGCCUCUAUUACUAUCUGCUGGAGGCUGCAUACUCAUUACAUUAUAAGAGGGGUACCUGGCUUCCCAGAGAGGCCUCCUUCCACCUGCUACUCGCCACACCUCAGUCCUCCAUUCCCAGGGAUAUGUCUCUGGACCUGGCCUUCAGCUCCCAUAGAGUGCUGCUAAGAAUCAAACAUCCACUGAAAGCCAUCCUCUUACAGGGACAACUUGUACAAGAGAGGACUAUAAAGUCAGGGAAGCUAGAACUUGUAAUUGACAGUGUUUAUUAUUAUAUCAUGGGUAUGGUGGACAGCACCAGCCUUCAAUCUGAGCAGAGAACACACUACCACCUGGAAGCUAAGACAGCCACUGAUGAACACCCCAUAAUUCUGUCUGCUAACGUUACUCGUGGACUGGGCAGGAAGAGCAGCUUCUCUGCUACUCUGAAGAACAUCUUCAGAGAAACUGCUUCACUCUCAGUGGCUGUGGAGCGGAAGCGGGACCUCAGCAGCAGUCUGUACUCUUUAGAGGCGGAGCUCUUCUUACCUGGACUAGUGGGCACCAGGAUGCUGGGACUGAUGGAACAGAAGGGGGCCGUGUGGAGCUCUCUUCUUAGGGUCAAAUAUGGUCUGAGAGGGGAAUCCCGGAACCUGCAUCAGGAGUGCUACACAUCUCAGAGACUAAGGAGAGGGAGCGACUCAAACCACACGAACAUCCUGAGAGCUGAUCAUGAAUUCUACUGCAGUAACACAGCAUCUAUCAACCACAAGAUCCACAUCAGGCAUGAAGAGAGCCCGAACCACAUUAAAUCAGUCCUGGACAUGAGCUAUGGGAAACACUGGGAUGAGAUCAACAACAGGCAUACACUUCUCCUCAGUCAGUCCUUCAAAAACCAGACCACACAAAACCACACCAGUUACAUGUUGGAGUUUAAUCUCCAGCUGCCAGAGAAGAAUUUAAACUACAGGACUCAGCUGAUGCACUCUCACCUGAUGCAGCAUGGCUCUGAGACCAGCACUCACUUAAAAAUCAAUUACAACAACCUGAUGCCUCUGGUGGCUGGAUUACACUGGAAAAGCCCUCCCAAAAAUUCUCCUCAUAAAAAAUGGGAAGGCACAUUCAACAUGGACACACCAGGGCUGUACAUUUACACCACCCAUAAGCUGAGCCAGCCGCACUGCCACACCCUGCACCUCACCUCGGUUCUGACAGCCAGCAAGUGGCUGACGGUCCGUAAUCUGGUCCUGGAUGGUUUCUACAAGGACAGGAGCAGAGAGAAGGAAGCCCGUCUGGAGGUCUACACACCAGCUGCUACCUACAUCCAAGCGGAGGUUUGGGGUGUGAUGGGGAAGCAGGCUGUAAAGGCCCAUGGCUCCUUGGGUUCACUUUGGACUCCUCCUCUGAAAGUCAACAUCUCUCUGGAGACCUCUAAAUCCAACCACUCCUUGCUGAUGAGCGCCACAUAUGGCAAGCAAAACGUCAGCUUUGCUUCUGCAGUGAGCUGUGCUGAUAAGAAGAGGCAUGUAACUGUAAAGAUCAGCUUUUCCAAGUCCAAGAGUCCGACCAUGGAAGUGGAGUUAGAGGGAGUGGUGGAGGAGCUGAGGAGGGACAGGAAGAUGUAUCAGAAAGCAGCCCUGCUCCAGUUUAGACAGCCCUUCCAAACCUUUCCUCAGACUCUUCUCCUGCGGGAGACCUUCACUAUAGACCUCAUUAAAGGCCUUUACAUAUUGAAGUCUAAAGCUGGUGUCCAUGACAACAAAGAGGUCAUCCACACCCUGACUGUCAGCUACAAGCCCCCAAGCCCAUUUGUUUGUUCUGCACUCAUCCAUACAUUCAGCUCUGACACUUUUCCAUCAGACUCAGAAGUAUGUGUGACUGUCACCAGCAACCAGACACACAGACAAGUUCGAGGGAAGCUAUUGGUUAACAGUGAAGAGAAACUGAACUUCCUUGGGCAGAUUCACCUGAGUCCCUCGAAUUCAAAUCAACAGGAAAUAAAAAUGAAAGCCAACUUCAUUCAUGAGCUACAGCUGCAGCUGCCCUCCUCUGCUGUGGUGGAGGGAGACUUACAUUGGAUCGCUAAACACAACAACGAUUUUCACUACCAGGCCAGAGGAAAGCUGAGAGUAGAGCGACAGGAGUGCAAAGUGACUCUUUCAGUACAGGUGAACCGAACAUCAGGAAGAAUCAGUCUCCAUUCCUCUCUCACUCAUCCCUUCAAAUCAAAGAUUCCCAAAAAGCUAGAGGUGAAAGCUGCUGUAGACACGUCAGUGUCUGGCAAAGGAAGCAGUUCAUUGCUUGUGGGAGCUAAUGAGAAAAACAGGGUGACUCUGAAUGGCCAGAUGUCCCACCGGCUCCACAAUCGAGACAAAGCAGUGAGACUGAACCUGAAUCUAUCCCAGAGCCUCUUUCCAACAGCUACUUACCUGCAGCUAAACAUGGCAGCCAACAUGUCAGCCGGCAGAGUGUCUCUGCAUGGCUCCUUCACACAGGGACAGGAGGCCUUGCUGGCCCAGGUCAAAGGGUCUCGAAAAAUCUCCCAAGGUCUCCAGCUGGCUUUGUUGGGGAACGUUCGCCAUUCAAUGUCCAUUUUGGAAGUUCUGCCCCCAAGCCUGGAUAUUGAUGGAGUGUUAGAGCACUCUGAUACUUUAACAAAAGGACAUCUGAGAGUUCAUGUGAUGGAGACUGUGCACAGCAUAGAGCUGAGACAUCAGCUGCAUGCUGCAGAAAGUCUGGUCAAAGAAGAAGGACUGAUGGGAGAUAAUUCCCAGCAGACACAGAACUGGCUUUGUGUUUGUUCCGGACUCCAGAAUCUGUGUGUGAAUGCCAGCCGGCACCUGGAGAACCAGGGAAAUGGAGAGAUCCAUGUUCAGCUAUCCCACUCUUUCCAUCUCCUCAACACCACAGGUGUGCCUGCUGACAGCAGUGCUAAGGUGAAGUGGACCCGGGAUGAGGUUGGACUGUCAGUCCUUGCAGAGCUGCUGGCUGGGACUGAGCAUGUCAAAGCAGAGUUUCACAGAGACAAGAUAGACCUGAGAUGGCAGUACUUCUCCAGGUUACAGCAUCAAGUCAAAGCUCUGCAAAAACGAGGCCUGGCAAGCUCAUUCCAAGCCACUGCACAUUACCAGUUAGAAACAGGAGGACUUGACACAAGCUUGGUUCUUAGCAUGGAAGAUAAGAGAACGGCAGAGAUCCUUUUAAUUAUGGGAUCAAAAAACAAAACAGCCGCUUGGGUCAUGAUGCUAUGGCAACACAUGAAGUUACUUCAUGGUUUCUUACCUAAUUCUUUACAGAUGAACUGCACAGGGGUCACCACCGAAGAACGCUUCUCAGCUCACUGCUUUGGAAACGUGGCAAACCACUCUGUGGAGACACUCAUUCAUCCACAGGCCUCAGCCAGCAUCUCCGUCAGCCAUUCUGGAUGUGUCACAAACCUUAGUGCAGUUCUCCAUGCUGAGGGGGCACAGAAAGGCGCUCUCACUCUGUUCCUAACUUGCAAUCCUCAUCACAGUCUACAUGCAUCUGUUCUGCACUUUAUAAAUGCAGUAAAGACAUUGCGAUUUCCUACCAGCGGGGCCCCACCGCUGAAUGUCCCAGGUGGAUAUCUGCCUCAAGUGGAUUUCAGCCUGGAUCUGGGACAAUGUUAUCUCAGGGGAAAUGUGGGUAAAAUGACAUCUUCACAGACAGAAGCUGUGCAGCCUUCUAUCAUUGUGAACGUGACCAGCCACUGUCCUCUGCUUCAGGGGACGAUCCUCCCUCGGUCUCUGGCCCUUCAUGGCCUCCUGUCAGGUACUUUCUGCCAGGUGAUCGUGAAAUCCUCUCUGAGGACGGAUGACGAACAUGUGUCUUUAGAGCUAAUUCAGUCCUGCAUGACCCCACAUCUCUCGGGGACCUUCACUCAUUCAUUCCAUGGGCUGAAGAGUCAAGGUCUGCCGCAGAUUAUAAGUAUCGAGGCUACGGGUCCGAAAGGCUCUGACCAGGCAGGGGCUGUGAUUAUUAAAAUUGGAAGAUGUAAGAUUAGAGCCAGGAGAACCUCACAGGACAGAAGAAUGGCACACUGGCUUUGGGCCUUGGAUACAGACUGCCCCGUGUUACAGGCUCAUGUGAAUGGCUCAGUGUGGAAGCAUCCUGGAGGUAUGUGGACAGCUACGAUGGAGACUGAUCUGAAGGGCAGAAGAGCUUUCCUCAGGGUGGAUGCUAAACCCUGGCCAGAGCUGAGUGUGGAAGCUGUGCUGGAUCAUGACAGUCCUGCCCUCAGAGCUCUGCCUAAAAGCAGUAGACUGAGAUUAAGCAGUAGCUCUGGAGUACAUGAUGCAGAAGUACUCGUGCAAAUGGAGGAGUGCAGCCUCAGAGCCAGCGGGGGUGUGAUGUCACAGCCUGACCUGCAGGUGUCACUGCUCUACAACAACAACUGCACUAUGAUUCAGGAGUUGGGCAGUCCAAACAGCAUGCAGGCUUCAGGUUCGCUGCUCCUCUCGCCAGCUUCUGUUUAUUCUCACAUCUUCAUAGUGAAAGAUGGCAAAGAGUUACACACUGUGCUAACUGCAAGACUAACGGAGGAUCAAAAUGAAGCAUUUCUUAAUCUAAAGCAUUCCAUGCCCCUGCUGAGGAAACUGGGUCUGCCUGUGAAUGCUUCACUGACAAUAAAUUCUGAGAGUCACAACAAUGGUUCAUGUUCUUUUGCUUUUAACAGCAGUGCAGGAAAUCAAAAGUUUUCUCAAGAAUUUAAAAUGGAAAAGAAAUUUGAGAACGUGAGAGUGCAGAGUCAGUUGAAACAUACAGUGAAUUAUCUGAAAAACCUGGGAGUACCUAGAAGCUACAACUUCCAGGUAGAGCUUGGUUCUGCUGAAGGGAAGAUCGUAAGCCUACAGUCUCAGUGUGGAGAUCAGCAGGCAGGGCUCAGACUUCACCUGAAGAGUUUUCCUCUACUCAAGGAAAUGAGGGGAACCAUGUGGCACAACUCAUCAUGGCUUCAUCAUCAAGGACUGCCCCUGAAGAUAGAGGGCCUUGGUUCCGUUAAGGGAGCAUUGUCUCAGCUCCGGUCCAGGGCUCAGCUCAGUGUGGACGGACACAAGUUGCUCAUAUCUGGGCUGAAUGUCAGUGGGGCUGAUGGUCACCUGGCUGUGCUCCUUUCCUACUCUCCUACACCUCUCAACCAAACAAGAACACAACACAGGCUGGACAUUGUCCUAACUGUUCAGUUCAAAGGUCCUCUAAGAAGCACUUCAUUAGACAUUCACCCUAAGGACUGGAGGUUUCGGCUGGCAGUUGAGGCUGGGGGCUGGGGGAUACGUGGAGGAACCAAGGAGGCCAGGUUCACGUUGAGGCACACUGAACAUGGAAAAACUAGCCCUGCCUUCCAGGUGGAGGCCUGGGGAAGACAUACUGAGUCCCAGCUGAAGGGUUCUAUGGUUGUAAACCCUGAACUGAGCUCUUCAUUCGCACUUAUUGUCCAAGGACACAAUUCAACUCCUAGAAAGGAACUGAUGGUGAACGUGGUCCACAGCAUCCCCCAGAUGUUGGUCUACCUGCCCUCUCAGCUCAAUCUCCGGUCUCAGCUGAACCAAUCCCAGUCCAGUGUGGCAGCUUUGGUGGAAGUGUUGUCCGGCAGGAAGAAGCUGUGGGCUCAGGGGGAGCUGACAGUCAUAGAGAGUGGAUACCGGCAGACUGUUGAGGUCAAACACUCCUGCCCACAGCUGAAGCCGCUGCCCAGGACCAUAGCAGUUAGAACGGUGUACGAGGCCAGAACGUGGAGCUACCUCAUCCAGCAGGCUGCUGUGUGGGACAGUCACGAGUUCAGCUUGUCUGGUCUUUAUUCCAGUCCUCCAAGCCUGGAGCUGGGCAACCAGACACUGAUGGUUCGGAUCGGUGGCUUCCCUCGUUUGAGCAGUUUAGAGAUGGUGCAUGAGAGUUCUUUACUUGGCCGACUAGACAGCAUUUUACUGGGCUGGAAGAGACAAGGACAAGUAGAGCAGGUCCGAGCUCUCAGUUCAUGGAGUCUCUCUGAGGAGACAAACGAGACCAAGCUGGAGCUAAAACAUCCUUUCUCCUCCAUGCUGAGCCAGCUGUCCUUCCACAUACUGUCACACAGCUCACAGAGAAAGAGAAGCAGCAGGCACCGGACCCAUCUGUCCUGGAAUGGUGUGGUUCCAGUCAACAUCACUCUCAGCCUGAAUAAACUGAACUCCAAUGUGGGCAGGGCAUGUGUGCUGAUUUCAGCUCAGCGGAUGGCAGUGUCGUCUGGAAGGGGCUGUGUAUCAAUGAGUUAUGGAGGAAACCUGUAUUCACAGACUGCAGAUGUGACAUGGCACAACAAAAGUUUCAGACAAGGCAUGACCUACCAGAGAAGUCAUCAGGGAUUGCAUGGCCUUCAGGUGUAUGUUGAUUUGGACAGAGUGUCCCCUGCACCCUGCCAUUCUCACAUGCUCCUGGCCAAAGUUCAAACAAACCUUAGGGACCAUCUGGAGCACAGAGUGGAGCUAGGAGUUUGUCCUGAACAGCCUACUUUGUGGUGGUCCGGAUCUCACAGAGUGACCUCAGGAGAGGAGCUGUUCUAUACUCAGUCUCACCUGUCAGUUCCGGGUCAGCUGCACCAGUCCAGUUUUACGCUCGCCCUUAUCAACUCUUCUACUGCUCAGGGAACCAACAUCUCUCUGCAUACUCAGUCGAUGGUGGGUAAUUGGAGCUUGGAGCUGGAGAGCAGUGCCCUGUCCUGGCCCCAUAGGUCAGGUCUCCAUGUUCAAGCCACACUGGACCACAGUCAAAAGAUUUGGCUCAAUGGAACGCUAGAGGGACACUGUCUUCGGACCACAGCAGGUUACAUGAAUGGUUCAGGCAUCUGUGAGGAUCUCAGUGCAGCAGUGUGUGCAGGAAAUAAUCACAACUUGAGGAUGGAUGUGCAGAGAAGAGAAGGCUGCAGAGAGUCUAAGACUCUGGGAAGUUUGUCACUUGAAAUAACCAAUCAGAGGCUGAUAAUGAGAGCGAGUGGCUGCUUGGAGAGAUUAACUGCAGCAGAGGAGCGAUUUCACUCUCUGAGCUCUCAGAUCCAGAAGGACCUUAUGGAGAGGAUAAAGACAUCACGGCAUCUACUUACAGAAACCAUAAAACAGUCUGCAGACAGUCUGCUGCCGCAGGAGUGGAGCUCUGUUCCUCUUCUUGUUUUGAAGCAGGCUGAGGCCCUGCUCGCCCAGGGAGACAGAGGUUUCUUGUCCCUAUGGCUCAGGAGCUCCCUGCGUCACACGUUGACCAGCAGCCUGCCCAACUUUCUGGGUCAGCUCCAACAAGCCUCGCUGUUGGGACAGCAGGAGCUCAGGAGGCCUCUGGCUACUCUGGCAGGUGUAUACCAGGAUGUGAAGGGCCAGAGGUUGGAGGCAGCAUGGAAGGAGGCUGUUGUGAUGUGGACUGAAAGACUGGUGGAUGUCCUUCCUGCAGAACUAGAGAACCCCCACCUGAGACCCCUGUCACUAGCAGGAGUCACAGCCCUCAGAGUUGCUCUGGAUGUGGCAGGCCAGCAAACCUACCACUGGGCUGAGACCAGACUGGCUAUGGCUCUGUCUGGAGUCAGGAAGAGGCUGGCUUCUUUGUAUAAAUUCAUCCCCAGAGAAUGCGUAGUCACUGUGUCAGUUCCACUGCUAAAUCUCAACUUCUCAAGGGCUGCUGAACAUGGGCUGUUGGAAAUCAUGCUGGAGGAGUGGCUCCUGAGGCCCCUGCAGGCCCUCGCCUCUAUCAGACCUACUGCUGAGCUUUAUCGCUUAAAGAGGAAAAACAUGGACAGCCCAUUCAGACAUGAAGCUCUGCUGGUGGCAGAUCAGUUUGUGGUGACCUUUGAUGGUCACGUGUAUGAGCUUCCUGGUUCGUGUCUGCUGCUCCUUGCCCAGGACAUCAGCAGUAACCCUUCGUUUACGCUGCUGCUCAAUACAGACUUGCAGAGCUCCCUGGUGAUACGUAUGAACAACAGUACCAUCAACAUUCAGCGCACUGGACAGGUGAAAGUCAACUGCAAGAACGUUGUCACACACGGAUAUUACAGUGAUCAUGGACUGAGUGUGACAAAAGGGUCAAAUAAUAUACAGGUGUCCAAUCAAGAUGGACAAUCAGUGUCAUGUGAUUUGCUGCUUGAGUUGUGCAGCUUCACCCUGGAUGGAUGGUUACAUGGUGCAUCCACUGGACUUAUGGGGACUAACAAUAAUGAUGCAGGCAAUGAUUUUCCUUUGCGUGAUGGAUCUCAGGCUAAGACACUGGAAGAAUUUUUCCAUAGUUGGGAGCUGAAGCCAGAAUGCAGUAAAUCCACAGAAACCGAAGAGCAAUUUUCCAUAGCAGCCAUGAGCCCAGCGAGUUGCGGUUCUCUGUUCUCUUCCCCUGAUUCUCCUCUGAGUUCCUGUUUCAGAGUGGUGGAUCCUGCUCAGUUCCUGUCUGUGUGUGAGCUGAGCUCCUCCAAAGCGCCCUGCAGAUUAGCGGCAGCAUUUGUUCAUCUCUGCCAGCAGAACUACAUACCAUUGGAGAUCCCGGGCCAGUGUAUGAAGGUCUGAAGGACAGACAAGCUGGUGAAGAAAUAUAAGCAGUUAACUGCUGCUCACUGUUGUUUAGAAUAAUGCAUCUGUACACCAUUGUCUUUAAUUAAAUAUAAAUUUUUAAUGUGCUAUUGUAUUUCCUAAUGUUCUCUUAACUGAGAUUAUAUGAUAUAGACAAUGUAACAACAUGAAAUAAAAUCAUUUUGCCUUUUUUAA
Molecule: messenger RNA, 11679 nt
Organism: Girardinichthys multiradiatus
Lineage: Eukaryota; Metazoa; Chordata; Actinopteri; Cyprinodontiformes; Goodeidae
Gene: apoltp
Exons: 74
Coding region: 28-11481 (3817 amino acids)
Biological process (GO): lipid transport
Molecular function (GO): lipid carrier activity
Source: RefSeq, a predicted model, not a curated record